UGGGGUACCGGACACACCGCCGAUCUUCGCUUACGCCGGUCUUUGCAGUCGUUGUAGAGAUUUAAGCGAGACCGCUACUCUGCAACUUGCAUUUCGAAAUUCUUAAACAAAAACUAUGUGGUUCGUAAAAUCUUUUCCUACCCCGUUACUGUUGAUCGUACACAUAGCGACAGCUCAAGAUGGUCAGCCGUGCUACACUUCCUCGGGAGUGAGAGGUGUGUGCAUGAGCAUUACCUCCUGCCCGGCCGCUUUUCAGCUGAACAUUAAUCCGUUCAGCCUGUUCGGUGCGGCUCCACGAGGAUGCCAGAAUUUCCUCGGAAUUGGAAGUGUUUGUUGUUCGCGUGCUGUAUCUAGCGCCGGUCAAACGAGCGCUCCAGCACCACCGAGGAUAACGACGGCCACGCCAACGGCCCGAACUACUACGGUAAAAACAUUCGAGCGUCCCAUCAUAUCCACUUUUCCAAUUACGGCACGACCCAGCGUAGGGUUGGAGUGUGUUAGGCCCGAUGGUAGCACAGGACCUUGUGCGGCAGAGACGACAACCAAACCUACCACCACCACUACAACCCCUAAGCCCUUACCAAUCACCACCACUACGGGACGCUCUACGAAAAUUCGUUCCACCACACCGAUCGUACUGCAAAAGCGUCUUGCGAAUGAUCUCCCGAUCUUUGCGAAACCGACCGUUCUGCCAACGCCAGCGGACGGGUGCGGUGUAAGCGACGUCGAGCACAAUCGAGUUGUCGGUGGCGUGCCGGCUGCCUUGAAUGGCUGGCCGUGGAUGGCUUUGGUCGGUUACGAGGAAGCGUUCGGGGAUGUUGACUUCCGUUGCGGAGGCUCACUUAUCACGGAUCGUCACGUGCUUACGGCGGCUCAUUGCAUACUGUCUUCGUUAUCCGUUGUACGAUUGGGAGAGCAUGAUAUGGACAAUCAAACCGAGUCGGCGCACGUCGAUAUACCGGUGUACAAGUACGUUUCCCAUCCAUCGUACGAUACGUUUGAUGGUCAUUCGGAUGUUGCAAUACUAUUCUUAACCGAAAUGGUCGAAUUCAAUGCCCGUAUCAAACCGAUUUGUCUGCCCACGAUCGAACCGGUGCGCGGUGCCGACUUUACCGGCUACAACCCAUUCAUAGCCGGUUGGGGUCGCACCAAGGAGACGGGCAUCGAGGCGAAGGUACUGCAGGAGCUACAGAUUCCCAUCCUGGAAAAUGAAGAAUGCAGCCAGCUGUACAAAAAGAUACGCAAACUGUACUCCAGCAAGCAGUUCGACGACGCAGUGCUGUGUGCCGGGUUUCUGGAGGGUGGCAAGGACUCCUGCCAGGGCGACAGUGGCGGCCCACUGAUGUUGCCGUAUCUUGUCAACAAGAAGUUUCACUACUUCCAAAUCGGCAUCGUGUCGUACGGGGUCGGUUGUGCGCGGGCCGAACUGCCCGGUGUGUAUACGCGGGUGGUCACCUUUGUCGAUUGGAUAGUGGGACAGAUAAAACGGUAACGACGGUGUGCAUGUUUCGGGGUGCCGAAGUGUGAACAGGGAAAAGAAAGAAAAAGAAAACCCUCCCAUUUGCUUCUCAUUAGUAGAUUAAAAUCCAGUAAAUAUAUGUAUUUGAUUAACAAAGAUUUCGACAAACGAUAUGCACAACGUUAAAAUGUAAACGAAAAUAUAUGAUUAACCUGAA
Messenger RNA from Anopheles arabiensis, 1676 nucleotides. Its product is annotated as venom protease-like. NCBI's taxonomy places the organism in Eukaryota, Metazoa, Arthropoda, Insecta, Diptera, Culicidae. Bases 116 to 1492 code for a protein of 458 amino acids. The transcript has 6 exons. Gene Ontology annotation, biological process: proteolysis. The record is from RefSeq and is a predicted model, not a curated record. Gene Ontology annotation, molecular function: serine-type endopeptidase activity.